AUGGCGGAGAGAUGCCCCAGCCACCCCGCGGCCACGUGGGGCAAAGAAGAGGACCGUCCUCCCAGUCGCCCCACAGAGGCCUGGGUCGAGGAGGAGGACAGAUGUCCCGGCUUCUCCAUGAGGACCUGGGUCAAGGAGGAGGACGAAGCCCCUGGCCACCCCAUAGGGGCCUGGGUGGAGGAGUGGGACGAACCUCCCAGCUUCUCCAUGGGGCCCUGGCUCAAGGAGGAGGAUGGACCCGCCAGCUGCUCCAUGGAGGCCUGCGAGGAGGCUGUGCAAACAGAUGUGAUCCCCGUGGCCAUUGAGGGCAUGAAGGACAUGAGCGCCUGCGACACCUCAGCAGCAACGCACAUGCUGGAGGAUAUGAUGGGAUACUGCGCUGCCAAGCCAGAGCAUCUGCAGCAGAUUGUGGCAUAUAUCUAUGAGAAAUUGCCAGGCAUCAGGGAGGCCACAGCCCAGGGCAUCCUCAAGAGCUUCCUUCUCCUCCUGACAUGCCACUACCCCAGCGAGGUGGUCACCGGCCUCCUGAACUGCUCCCCGACCUGUGACAGCGUUGCCGUGGCCAUGUGGGAGGUGACGGUCUCCCAGUCGUUGACAGCUGAGAAGGUGCUGCAGGAGCUGCUCUGUGUGCUGCAAGAGCGGCCCCUCUGCAAGCCGGGCACCACCAUCAAGGACCUCACCUGCAUGCUCCCCCUGACCGCGACCCGGGCGCUGAACAUCAUCCUUCGGCAGCACACUUGCAAGCAGGAGGUGAAGGCGCUCUUCCCCCGCCUCUACCUGGCCCUGCUCUUCCAGGUGUCCUUUACCCUCGUCCACGCGCCAGAGGACAUCCCCGCCUUCAGCCGUGAGGGCAAACUCAUGUCUCCCAGGCCUGUCAGGACAGCGGUACAAGCCAUGCAGGCGCUGCUGUGCUGCACUGGCUACGGGGAGCAGGUCACUGCCAUGCAGCAGCAGGGUGGCUGGGAGAUGAUCAGCCGGCCCGAGACCCACCUCACGGGGGUUGCCUUGCUGGCCAGGCAGAUGCGGGGGAACCCCCCGGAGGAGCGUGCCGAGAUCUUCCUGAACCUGAGCCUGGCCCUGAGGGGCAAGGACAAGUGCCAGGAGAUCCCCUCUAUGGCCUUCUUCAUCGAGCUGCUGCAGUGCCCCGACCUGUGUGCGGCAGCCGACGAGGCAGCGCUGAGCCUCUGCCAGGCGCGGCUGGACAACGAGCACCAGGUCAUGCGCUGGCUGGCGCUCCGCGGCUUCCUCGCGCUCUCUGAGAAACCUGCCACGGCAAGGAAGAUGCAGGAGUUCAUCCCAGACGUGGUGCAGCGGCUGCAGGACGCCGAUGGGGAGAUGGAUGCCAAGGCGCUGGCGGUGCUGCGCAACGUGCUGCGCCACGCCAACCCGCGGCAGGCCAGCCACAUGGCUGUGCAGCUGGCCCGCGACCUCCUGUCCCUCUUCCCCAGCGAGGUCGGCGUGGUGCGGGAAAUGGCCAUGCGACUCUUUGGGGAGCUGCUGGGCCGGGCGGUAGGUGGUGAGAGGCAGCAUAUGAAGCAGCUGGCGCGCCAGGGGCUGCUGCCCCUCUUCCUCCAUUUUGGGGACCCACACCCUGGUGCGGCACAGGUACAGGGCACGGUGGCGGGCCAUGCGGCCGCUCCGGCCGCCCAGGCAGCCCUCGUGGACGCUGCAAAGCUCCUCAGCUGGAAGCAGCUCCGGAAGCUGGCCGAGACGGCGCAGACGUGGCACAUUGGCGAGUGCCUGCUGCGGGAGGCCGGGCCGGUAGCCAGCGAGUAUGUGAGGCGCAGCUGCUGUUACCUGGAGCAUCCUCGGGCCCCCCUGCGCGAGCAGGCCGUGCGCUUCAUCGGUGAGACCCUCCCGGACGCCCGCGACCCUCUCCCCAGCCCCCAGGUUCUUCUCCGCAACCCCCACGUCACUGUCCCAAGUGCCCGUGUCCUUCUCCUCAAUGACCUCCUUCAGCGCUUGGAAAAAGACAGCAGCCCCACGGUCCGCUGCCUGGGCAUGCAGACCAUCUUCAUCCUCCGAGCACCCAGGAAAGCAUCCCCAUCAGGCUUCUCCUUCCAAGCCCUGCACGCCUGCCUGCGGAGAGCCCGGCAGCUGUGGCGCCCAGGCCCAGGCACCGGUGCGGCCUGA
Molecule: messenger RNA, 2133 nt
Organism: Dromaius novaehollandiae (emu)
Lineage: Eukaryota; Metazoa; Chordata; Aves; Casuariiformes; Dromaiidae
Product: maestro heat-like repeat-containing protein family member 7
Exons: 12
Coding region: 1-2133 (710 amino acids)
Cellular component (GO): cytoplasm
Source: RefSeq, a predicted model, not a curated record